AAUGAUGCAACAAAACAAACUCAAAACACCAACAGUGCACAACUACAAACGCACUAUCGUUUCGAAAUUUUGACAGCUCAUCUUUUCGGUGGCAGUCGCGUAAAAUUCAUCACUCUUUCCUAACAGUAGAAGUUGGUAAAAUUCUACGUCAUACAGCAGACAGUGCAACAAGAAGAUUUUGGUUUGUUUACCAUCAAUAGUCGAAAAACAAUAUUUUCGAUAGUCCUUACUCCUCAGACUAAGUGGGUGGAGAAAAGCGAACGAAGAAACUAGAACAAAUCUAGCGGAACAUGAUAGCUGAUAGUAGUGCUGAUCCUGCUGCUCUGAGGCACCUCUCCCUGGAUGGGCAGAGUAACGGAAGUGGUUCCGACAGCGAGGACUGUAAAAUUUUGAAAUGGAAUCUACCACUGAAGGAACUUUACAAGAUGGCAUGCAGUUUUUACAAAGAAAAAUCGGGUAAAGCUAUUCACUUGAGCUAUGAGGAUAACCUGAAGUUAGUUGCGUUCACGCAACAAGCAGCUCAUGGCCCUUUGGAUUUAGAAAAAGCACCGCAACUUGGCAUGUUCGAUGUGAUAGGAAAAGACAGACGAAUGGCAUGGCAACAUCUGGGCACUAUCACGAAACUACAGGCAAUGGAAGGUUUCAUAGAUUUGCUGGACCGAUUAUGUCCGUUGUUCAAACCAUUUGUCGAGGCCAUUAAAAAAGAUCGUGAAGAAAAAGUUCGCCAGGCUCAGAUCGAUGAGGCACGAAAACGUGAGCUGCUUGAAAAGGAAAAGGAAAAAUUGGCCGAACUCAAGCGAAUCGAAGACGAGAAAAACCGAGAGGAAAUCCAACGUAGACAGCUACAGGAUGCAUUGAACCAGCAGACCUACCAUCAGUUCAAGGAAUACGCUGAGAAACAGUUUCCCGGAAAUCCAGAACAACAAGCAGUGUUGAUUCGGCAGCUGCAAAAUGAGCACUACCAUCAGUAUAUGCAGCAGUUGCAGGCGCAGGUCGCUAGUAAUUAUUCGCAGAUGAAGACUUCUUUAGUAGAAAACAACCAAACUGCAACCGAUAAUAAUCUGGAAGAUACGAAUGAUGGUCAAUUGGAGUACCAAGAGCAGGAAGCCAGUGCCAAAGAAUGCAGCCAAACGGAAUUCAAGGAGCAGUGCGAAAGUGACGACGAAUCCGGAGAAUAUGCGAUCAUAUGCCCAGCAAACAUGUGGACGAAACCGGAUAUCAAACUGUUCAAGCAGGAAGUUACGUCCGGAAAAGGUGAUGGUGUGAUUCGCGUCAGCCACGGAGAUACUGUUACGGUAAGAGUUCCCACUCACGAGGGAGGGUCCUGCCUGUUUUGGGAAUUCGCCACGGACAGCUAUGACAUUGGUUUCGGGGUAUAUUUUGAAUGGGGAAAGCCAACAUCGACCGAAGUUUCGGUGCACAUAAGCGAGAGUGAUGAGGACGACGACACGCUGGAUGACGAUGAAGUCUGCGUGGAAGAUUUGGAGAGCGGAGGUCAGCAACAGUCGAAGCCUCAGUAUACCAGCAGCAGUUCGCUCGUCAAUAGGAAUCCGAUAUCCAUCAUCGUGCCUAUCUAUAGGCGCGAAUGUCAAACCGAGGUGUACGCUGGUUCGCACAGCUACCCUGGCGAGGGAACUUAUCUACUAAAAUUUGACAACAGCUACAGCUUGUGGCGUUCGAAAACGCUCUACUACAAAGUGUUCUACACACGAUAAUCUACAUUAGAGAUACUGUAGAACGUUCCUUUUUUUCCGAAUGAAAAUGAUGAAGUAACAAUACAAAAUCUAAAAUAUUGUUCAUUAUUUGUGUAUGAACAGACUUUAAAUAUAUUUAUGUUGAAAAUGUCAAUCAAUUUGAAAGCACACAAUUUUUGAGCUCAAUAAAAAGAGUCUAGCAAAUUUUUGUCUGUCAAACGAGCAACUGUUGAUUAGUUCAAUAUACCUAGCAUGGAUUAUAGAAAACCAUAUCUAGCUACACAGAUCAUCUACUCAGAAAAACAGUUAAUUUUUUCUAAAUAAAAUUUGCACUAAAUGUGGAGAAAUCAGAGAAGUGACAACCGAUCUUUUGUCGGUAUUUCAUUUGUUUUUUUUUUCAAAUCUUAAAAAAACUAACAGAAAAUGUUUGUUUAUUCAGACAAAAAAUGGCAAAGAAGCAUUUGACUAGUAUAAGCGUAGAGCAUGAAGAAGCGAUAGAUUACGAAAUAAUUGUUAGUGUUCUAUUUAUCCGUAAACGGACUUCGAGGGAAAAUAAAUAAAGACCAUCCGUUUCAAUGUA
Molecule: messenger RNA, 2274 nt
Organism: Uranotaenia lowii
Lineage: Eukaryota; Metazoa; Arthropoda; Insecta; Diptera; Culicidae
Product: Golgi resident protein GCP60
Exons: 7
Coding region: 291-1715 (474 amino acids)
Cellular component (GO): Golgi membrane
Molecular function (GO): fatty-acyl-CoA binding
Source: RefSeq, a predicted model, not a curated record